Messenger RNA from Iphiclides podalirius (scarce swallowtail), 960 nucleotides. The record is from the annotation of a GenBank genome assembly. Lineage: Eukaryota; Metazoa; Arthropoda; Insecta; Lepidoptera; Papilionidae.
AUGAUGAACGGCGUCGGCGGCGCGCUCUACGAGGAGGCGCACGCGUCGCCCCCGGGGGGCUCCCCGCCCGCCGCGCCCGCCGCCGCCGCGCCGCCCUCCGCCUCCAGCGCCUCUCCCGCCUCGGUUGCCUCCAACCCGCCGCAGCCGCUGCACAUCCCGGCCAAGCGCUACGACCCCGAGCCGGGCGUCAUCCGGCACGCGCAGCAGCCCUGGGGCUACCCGCCCGACGCUCCGGCCACCUUCGAGCACCAGUACCCCGCCGCGCCCACGUACUACAACCUGCCGGUGGAGCGCGAGCGCAAGUCCGCGCUGCCCUUCUGGCCGGCGGGCGGCGGCGAGUACAAGCCGUACGCGGAUGGCGGCUGCCACCAGGGCUUCUCACAGCCCUGCUGGAACUACCCGUACGGGGCGCCGCGCGGCGACCAGCCGCUGCCCUACGUGGGCGCCGAGGAGCGCCGCGCCGCCGUCUCCGAGGCGUCCGGCUUCUCGCACGAUGCGUACGGCCUCCGCAACUACGCGCCCGACAGCGUCUCCAGCGCGCCUUACCCGCCUCCCAGCGCUCUGCCCGGUUCCCUGUCGAUGUCGGUGGGGGUCGGAGUAGGCUGCGGCUCCUCGAACCCCUUGGACUGGACCGGGCAGGUGACCGUGCGCAAGAAACGCAAGCCCUACUCCAAGUUCCAGACCCUCGAGCUGGAGAAGGAGUUUCUGUUCAACGCUUACGUGUCGAAGCAGAAGCGGUGGGAGCUCGCGAGGAACCUCAACCUCACCGAGAGGCAGGUGAAGAUAUGGUUCCAGAACAGGCGGAUGAAGAACAAGAAGAACUCGCAGCGGCAGGCGGCGCAGGCGGCGCAGAACAACAACAACAACUCGAACGCGAACAACCACAACCACCACGGCGGCCACCACCACGCGCCCCACCACGUGGCGCUGCACCACGCGCCGCCGUCAAAACACCACCAG